AUGGAAUCAAAGUUUUUUUUAUUUAUUUGUAUUUUCUGCUGUUUGUUUGCUGUUGUGUCACCUCCAUUGAAUUUUCAUGAGCUGAUAUUUUUUUUUUUCUUUUCUUUUUCAUGUCUCUUCCCCAGUACGCACUUCUGGGGACCAGUUGCAAAUUGGGGUCUUCCAAUCGCUGCAAUUUCUGACAUCAGAAAGAACCCAGAAUAUAUCAGUGGCAAAAUGACAACAGCACUUACCAUUUAUUCAAUGCUUUUCAUGCGGUUUGCCUUGAAAGUCCAGCCACGAAACAUGCUGCUUUUUGCUUGCCACAUUACAAAUGUCUCUGCCCAGCUAACUCAAGGUGCCAGAUUCAUUAAUUAUUAUUACAUUUCUGAUAAUGCUUCAAAAACACAGAUCAAUUUUCAACAAUAUAAUAUCUAUCUAUCUAUCUAUCUAUCUAUCUAUCUAUCUAUCUAUCUAUAG
This is a messenger RNA of Acanthosepion pharaonis, 459 nucleotides long. The record is from the annotation of a GenBank genome assembly. Lineage: Eukaryota; Metazoa; Mollusca; Cephalopoda; Sepiida; Sepiidae.